GCUUUUAUUUUGGCUCUACUUCCGGUUGUGUUCAAACUGUGGGCAGCUUGAAACAAACCACCGGUUGUUUCAGGAAGUGUUGCUAGUGUUGCUGCAAUGUCGGCGUGUUUACCCCCAGAACUCGAAUUAAUGGAGAAGCAUGAGGAAAUUCUGGACAGGAGAGCGGAGCUGCUGGAGCAGACGGAGAGUCGCAGAGAGCGGCUGAAGAUCCAGAUGAAGAAGAUGGUGCAGGAGUCUGAGGCCGCCCGUCAGAGGAACAGCGCUCUGCUGCAGAUGAGAUACUGGACCUCUGUAGAAGAGUCUGUUCCAGCCUGGGAGAGCUUCCUCCUGAGUAAAGGCCCACAUCCUACUGAUGGCCCAGAACAGCAAGCCAGGAGGCCCAAACACAAACCCAGCACAGCUAAAGACAGAGGCCUGCCUCCUCGUCCUCAACCCAGGACUGCUCGAUAGGUGAGGGGUGUUGGUGAUGGAGGUGGUGGUGCACUGCAGCCUGAAAGAUGGCACGAUUAGUCACAUGGUGUUGAUGAUCAUGUCUGCUUUGGGAUUCCAAGGCCUGUGGGCCAUCCUCUCUACAAGGUGUAAGCUCAGGCUCUGGUGAACAGACCCAGAGUGCUACUGCCAAGUGUCUUUAUCUGACAUCCUGAAAAGAUGAUUUCAUGAAUGCAGUGUCAGUAGAUGACCACCAGAGGGAGCCAGUGUCAUAGAUAUAAGUCCUGUGUCUGGUGAAGACACGGAUGAGUCUGUAACACAACAAUUCACAGCCGGCUAGAUUCUGUUCAUCUUUUGGACAGUCUUAGCUCAAAUAUCAUUUCAUCUUUUAAUUUGAUUUAUUUUUUAAUGUUAAUAAAAUCUGACAUGUGAGCAGAUUCAAGACUGAGACCAAGCUUUUCAAAGGAGCUUUCUUCCAUUUUUGCACUUAAUAAGGAGUUAUUUUGAUAGAUUGAAUGAUCAACAAGCCAAUAUCAUUGAUUGAGAUAGUUAAAACUUCAAUCUAUAAACAUUUUUAGGUUUUGCCUUUAUUUGAAAAUUCCAGGGUUUGCUUGAGUUUCUGCUUUCACCUAAAGGAGCCACCAAUCUCCAGGUGGAUCGUUUAAUACGGCCAAGAAACAGACGAUGAGGAUAUUUACUCCCCUGACAGGAAUAAACCAGCUGUGUGGUAUCAUUGUAAGUCAACGCAUGCAAAUAACAUUUCUUCAGAUUCAAAUCUCUUUGAUCACAGACGCUGUCCUGGCACCCAAAAAGAAAAACAGCCUCAUUCUAGAAAAGUUCUGCAUUUCUACUCGAGAAAUGUUGCAUGUGAAAUACUGAGGGGAUUUUUUGUGAUGAUUUGUUUUUUUAUUGCACAUGUCGGGAAGAGUUGAGUAAUAAAACUAUUGAAUCAUA
Notolabrus celidotus (New Zealand spotty) is the source of this 1383-nucleotide messenger RNA. RefSeq names its product chromosome 1 C3orf14 homolog (gene cep15). Bases 97 to 450 code for a protein of 117 amino acids. NCBI's taxonomy places the organism in Eukaryota, Metazoa, Chordata, Actinopteri, Labriformes, Labridae. The record is from RefSeq and is a predicted model, not a curated record. The transcript is spliced from 3 exons.